This is a messenger RNA of Haemonchus placei, 4116 nucleotides long. The record is from the annotation of a GenBank genome assembly. Lineage: Eukaryota; Metazoa; Nematoda; Chromadorea; Rhabditida; Trichostrongylidae.
AUGAAUUUAAUGGAUCAUUAGGAUCAAGUUGAGGAAGUGGGACGUCACCGCCACUACGGAUGUGCUCAUGGAGUUGACGCUUUUCCAAUCGCGCUUUAUCACCUGGGCCAAGCUCAAAUUUUGUAGGAUCCAGAAUAUCUGAUAGCGGUAGAACACGUGGUGCUUGGGGCACAGUUGAUGCAGUAGUAGCAGGAGGUGCGACGGGUCGAUCCACCGGUGCAGUGACAUUUUGAUGUUGUAUUGGCAUCACUGCCGCUGCCGGACGAGGCAUUUGAGCGUUAGCCUGUGCUGGUUGUGAAGAUAAAGUUUCUUGAAAUUGAGCGGGUUGGACCGGUGUGACAGUAGCAGCCGUUGGGUUUUGGUUGAGCUGUUGAGCCGCUUGCGACACGGCGACGUCCGGUAAGCGAUGAAUAGCCGACAACGUUAUUGACUCAGCUGAUACUGACGACGAUGGCGCGCAUGAUCGUAGUAGAUUUUGAUUUUCCAUACUCUUUGGCUGGGGUAUCAUGGCAGGAGGCAAAUUGGUGUUGUCAAUAAUUCCAUCCAAAAGAUCCACAUUGGAGACGGGCUUUUGAGCUGGUUGGUAUGUUUGCACUGGGUUUUGAACCACUUGGUUGGGUUGACAUUGUUGUAAAGGUGGAGUAGGUGUUGAGUUGGGAAUCACGCCUACAACUGGAGGAACCGAGUGCCAAGGCGAUGGCGCCACAUUUGAUGGUGCACCAACAUGCCACGGCGACGCUCCUGACGGUAUCAAUGGAGUAAACUGGACAGGAGGCUGAACAACUUGGGGUACUUGUGUUAACACAGGCGCUCCUUGCUGGUUGGUCUGUUGUCCAGCAGGAGCUGUUUGAGCUCCCUGCAUUGGUGGCACUCCAAAACUAGCCGAUUUUUCAGUUCCACUCACAUUUUGUUGAACUACAGUACCAUUCUGGUUCAAGUUCGGCGUAGUGUGGAUCUGGCUGCCUUGCACAGGCAAAGCAGCAGGCGGAGCUUGUGUUUGACCGUAAGGCUGUGAAAAAUGCUGAGGACCAGGGUGGGCCAAAGCAGACUCACUCUGAGGCAUCACACCUGGUUGAGGCUGCAUGCUCAUUCCAGCUCCAGGAGGUACUCCAGGAAUCACCGCCGUAGUAGGCUGUUGUGGGGGAAAGCCAUGAGGGGCAGGUUGCUGCAUAGAGGUCGAUGCAGGCUGCUGUGCUGUAGCAGGAAAUGAUUGCACAGUUUGCUGAGACGGGAUAGACAUAUACGGCUGUUGUGUUCCUGCCGGAGGCUGAGGAAGGCUCGUAGAUGAAAAAACCAUAUGCUGUUGAGCUGGCUGCAUAGGAAGUUGUUGCAUAUUAGGUGGCGGCAUUUGAGGAGCUCCGGGCUGUUGGACUUGAUUCCACUGAGCUGCUGCUGCGCUGGCAUUCACUGAAGCUAUUGGCGUAGCCACAGCAGGAGUUGGCAAGCUUUGUAUGUCAUGAUGCGGCUGAUAUUGUUGCGGCAUAUACAUUGCUCCCGGUACUGGUGCUUGUUGUUGUGUUGACAGCGAUGUGUGGGUAUGAUGUGUCGACGGCUGCAGUGGUUUCGUGGGAGUGACAUGACUCUGAGCCAUCAUUUGUGGUGCUUGAUGCGCACCGUUUUGAACAGCAUAGGCAGAAGUUUGCAAGUGCUGAGGGACACUCAGAGCAGGAUUCUGUGCCGCAGCUUGCGCAGCAUACGACAUCGGUGGCAUCGGAGGCAUCUGAGAGUAUUGCAAAUGCUGAGGUGCUGGGGACAUAUGCUUGGGUUCUUCGUGAUGAUGAUAAUAGGCUGUGGAAUCUGGUAUGCUACUCGGUGCAGGAGAGGGAGGACCACCUGCAUAAUGAUCACCAGGGAGAACAUACUGAUGAUGAGGAGCGCCGGGGAACACGGCUGCAGGUGUAGGACUUGGCUGAGGAGGUUGAUAGGUCAUGGGUUGAGGUGGAGGGAUAUACCCAGGCGGCGCACCCGAGGCCGCAGCCAUCUUAUUGAGAUAGAACUCUUUGUAGUCACCGAAACGAGGGCGAGCACCUAAAAAGACUCGGGGAGUUGAAAGGACGAUCUUUAACAGUGCAUAACCAGUAUUACCUGGCACUCCAGCUUGAGCUUGAGGUCUUGAUCCAGGCAUGCCACCAAUAGAAAAGUCGGCAAGGGCUUCACGAGCUUCAUUAGCCCGUUUCAGCGCAGCCAUCUUUUCUUCCAAAGCUCGCUUCUCGGCUUCUCGUUUUUGCCGUUCAGCUCCAAAGGCCGUUUCAAUUCCUUCCACAGCAAGAGUGAGCUUACUGAGGCGAUCCAGCAACUUUAGAUAAAAGUUUCGUCCGUCCUCCACUUUCUGGCAAACAUCACAGUAAACAUCGUAGGCAGUCACCAAGGUCAUUAUAUGCUCGGAACGUGUAUUUAACGUUGCCUUGAUCUUCUUCCUAUAUUCGGAAAAAUCUGCAUUCGCCUCAGUUAGUGCAGAGAGUAUUUUUUCCUGGGCAUUCAAAUUGGCAUCAAGAUAUUUCAACGUUUCGUCGUGCUUUUUCAGUUCAGUUGAAAACAAUUCCUUGUGAUCUGUGUCCCUUUCAGAUAGCAACUUUUUCGCAAUGUUGUCAUUAUUCAUCUCUUCCGUGAAUCUCUGCAGUAACUGUGCUCGUUGAGUUUGCAUUUCACGCGUCUUAUCCAACACGCGUCGUAAAGCUGCGCCCUCUUUAGUGGAACCUGCAUUUAUAGCCGGUCCAGCGAGCUUAGACGUCAGCUCUGCUAUUGGGAGACUGAGUAAAUGAAGAUUUGUAGAGUGUGCAGCUAACGCCUUGUGUAGUUCAACAUUGUUUGAUCUCGCUUUCUGAUGGUGUUCAGUGAGUCUCUCCAAUUCCUUCUUGAUCGCCUUGUAGCCUUCGUCCGAUGUAAUCUCGGGCAGGUCGACGUCUGCUAGUCUUCCAGUUAGACCACUUAGUUUGGCACCGGCUUCUCGAGCUAGAUCACCCACUUUCGUUAAUGUUUCAAGAAGUUUAGGAAUGGCAUCUGGCUGGGUGGUCAAUGCAGCGUUUCUCUCAAGCAACAUGUCUGGCAAGAUUGGGCCUGUAGAGUCUGCGUCCAAAUCGAUUUCAUCGAUUCGUAAAGAUACAAGAAAGGAGUUCAGCUCUUCAUCUCGCUUAUCUAUUCGUUCGAUUACCUCACGUUUGAGUUUGGCUUUCUCUUCUUCGUACUCGGACACUGCCUUGAUGACGCCAGGAGGUAACAAGCCACCAAACAGAUCCUCCCCUCCUACAGAAAUAUCGAGGGGGUCGAAAGAAAGAGGGCGCACCUUGCAAAGUCCCUCUAAAUCUUUACACAGCUCGUCAUUCGCAGGAAUACGUUCAUGAUAAAUAAACUCAUUCUCCUUCUUGGCAUUUGUCAAUUUUGUUCCAACCACGUCAGAAAGAAAUCCUAUAGAUGCCUUCAUCGUAUCACGAUCUUCUUUCUCUGCAGCUUUGAAUACAGCAUUCAGGUGAUCAUUUGCGAUUUUAUAGUAACCAUAUCUUGUACUUUUGUGAUGAGACGUAAUCGCACAGAUUCGAAUUCUCUAGAUGUUGAUAACACUCCUGGUAUCUAUCGCGUAAGUGAAUAGCCAAUUUCGCGACAACUAAAUUGCUUCGAUGAUCAAUGAGACUUUUCUCGAGUAGGCACUCUUGAGCUUGCCCCAAGAGCACAUUGACAAAAAAGGUUAGUAGCUCUUUGUCGAAAUCUACAGAUGCAUACUUUGAAGCGUUCAUUUUAUCACGAAGAUGUUGAAGGGGCCAUGCGGCAUACUGGUAGUGCAUGAAGGCAUUUUUUAUACUAUCUUCGUUCUCUCUUCCCUCAUUCACAGCAAUGCUAGCGUGAACUGCACCAAUGUUGUACAUGACGCAGGCUAAUUCAAAGCCGACGUCAUCGUAAGUAGCGGAAUGAGCUAUAUCCAUAGCUCUGUCAUACCAACAAAAUAAAACCUUUAUUGGAUCACCCUCCUCCAUAGGAAACCGGUUCUUCAUCAUUAAUAAUUGUGCAUAAUAACGUUUCAAUAAGCAAGCAGUUUCUACAUCAGCAUAUGUAGUGCUUAUUUUCUGUUUUAAACUGAUCAAUUCUGUUAUAGCAUUAUCAUAUUUACUUGGAUCAUCUUGA